This is a messenger RNA of Gadus chalcogrammus (walleye pollock), 1886 nucleotides long. Its product is annotated as C-X-C chemokine receptor type 2-like. The record is from RefSeq and is a predicted model, not a curated record. Gene Ontology annotation, biological process: immune response; neutrophil chemotaxis; G protein-coupled receptor signaling pathway. Bases 645 to 1802 code for a protein of 385 amino acids. Gene Ontology annotation, molecular function: C-X-C chemokine receptor activity. The transcript has 2 exons. Gene Ontology annotation, cellular component: membrane. Lineage: Eukaryota; Metazoa; Chordata; Actinopteri; Gadiformes; Gadidae.
UAUUCCCAGCAUUAAAAACAAACCAGUCACGUUGAAUGUAAUUUUACUCAGGGUUACCACGGACACUUAGUCGGUUUCGUUAUAGUGUUUUUCUUUUAAAAGAUUAUGCAUAAAGCUAUAGGCCAACUGAGCCAUACUUUAAUUGCAGAGUAAUAGAUAAUUGUGGCGCAAGGACAUGGUGAUGAUGUCUGUUCAAAUCAAAAUGAAAAGAGAAACUAUCACAUGAGUUUAUUUUGGACUUGUGGUUUUUGGUCACUCCGUCAUCCUAUGACAAUGUGUCAUAGAAACACUGGGGCUUUUUUUUAUGAAACUAGGUUUGAGAUAAAAGAAUAGCCUAAAAGUAUGGCUAACUUUCUUUUUAAGAUUAGAUAGAAAAUGUAAGCUUAAUAGAGCACCCAUGAAAUUUGUAAUGUGAGUCAAACAAACGUUUAAAAUGCAACAAAAUAAACACUAUCCACUCAUAUAUCCUACUGACAUACUUGCCGAAGUAUGUAAUUUAAAAAAAUGUAUAGGGCUACUACACAACUACAGAACACAUGCAGCCAUAGCCAUGCUAUGGGUAUCCAGUAUCUAAGUCAUGAUGCAUCAUCAAAGCCAUCUGACGUUUUCUUUGGACUGUGUACAAACAGGGAACUGACCAGAGGAUGGGAGGAGUAUGGAGAUAUAGUCAGAAGCGCUGCUGUCUAAGGGAUAUACCAUCAGACAGCAGACAAGAACACACAAUGGCUGAACUUUCCCUCGCUGACAUCGACGCCAUCUUCAAGGAGCUGAACAUAACGUACAACGGCACAGAUUUCUGGAUUGAUCCCAUCACUCAGCCAUGCAACCCCUCGCCUAUCUCCGACACGGCCAUGAUUGGCAUGAGUGUCUUCUACGUGCUCGUCUUUCUGCUGGCCAUCCCUGGGAACAUUCUGGUCGGGCUGGUGAUAUGCCUGAACAAGCAGCCCCUUUCCUCCUCCGAUCUCUACCUCCUCCACCUGGCCGUGGCCGACAUCCUCCUGGCCGUGACUCUCCCCUUCUGGGCCACCUCCGUGACGCUGGGCUGGGUGUUCGGCGACGCCAUGUGCAAAAUGGUCAGCAUCCUCCAGGAACUCAGCUUCUAUGUCAGCAUCCUCUUCCUGGCCUGCAUCAGCGUGGACCGCUACCUGGCCAUCGUCCGCGCCACAGACACUCACAAGGUGAGCCGCCGACUGGUGAACUGGUGCGUCUGCGCCGCCGUGUGGUUCACGGGGGGACUGCUGUCUCUGCCGGGGCUGUUGAACUCUGCCAACCCUUCAACCGACUCGUCCAACGGCACGCAGCUGAGCGUUUGCACCGAGCAUUACGACCCGGGCAGCGUCCAGGAAUGGAGGCUGGCCACCAGGGGGCUCAGCCACACCCUGGGCUUUGUCUUCCCGUUGAUUGUGAUGCUGCUUUGCUACGGGACCACCAUGCGGCGCCUCCUGCGCACCAAGGGCGGCUUCCAGCGGCAGCGCGCCAUGCAGGUGAUCGUGGUGUUGGUGGUGGCCUUCCUGGUGUGCUGGACGCCCUACCACCUGGCGGUGAUCAUCGACACUUUCCUUCGGGCGGGGACCGGGCCGUACCAGUGCCUGACGCGGGACACCAUGGACCGAGCCGUGUUCGCCACGCAGAGUCUGGGGCUUCUGCACAGCUGUGUGAACCCAGUGCUGUACGCGUUUGUGGGCAGGAAGUUCAGAGGGAGGUUGGAGUCAGUGAUCCAGCAGACGGGAUUUCUUGAGCGCACGCAGACGCCGAGACCAAGCGGGUCCUCAUCAACGGAAAGGCCAUCCACGGUCCUAUAACUGUGUGUGUGUGUGUGUGUGUGUGUGUGUGUGUGUGUGUGUGUGUGUGUGUGUGUGUGUGUGUGUGUGUGUGUGUGUGUGUGU